AUGAACUCCCUCAGGAUGAAGCUGGUGUCCCUGCUAUCUCUGCACUCUCAGAACCAGCCAGGUAGAAGACACUCGAGGCCUUGCUCCCAGCGAGGCCCCGCCCCCAAGCGCUCGGUCCCGGGAGCGGCUGCGGGAGCCGCGGCCUCUGAGCUGAGAAGGCGCAACGCGCAGAGAACGCAGCACCGCGGGAACCCCGGGGCAGCGUCCCAGGCUCCCAGGCAGAAGGUCCUGGUGACAGGAGGAGGGGGCUACCUGGGCUUCAGCCUGGGCUCCAGCCUGGCCAAAAGUGGCACUUCUGUCAUUCUUCUCGACCUCCGGAGACCCCAGUGGGAGCUGGCUCCAGGAACCGAGUUCAUCCAGGCAGAUGUCCGAAAUGAAGAAGCCCUCUACCGCGCUUUUGAAGGCGUGGACUGUGUCUUCCAUGUCGCCUCCUAUGGGAUGUCAGGAGCUGAGAAGCUGCAAAAAGAACAGAUUGAAUCUGUAAAUGUUGGAGGCACCAAACUAGUGAUUGAUGUCUGUGUCCGCCGGCGCGUCCCAAGGCUCGUCUACACUAGCACCGUCAACGUGGCGUUCGGCGGGAAGCCCAUCGAACAGGGUGACGAGGACUCCGUGCCAUAUUUCCCGCUGGAAAAGCACAUGGACCACUAUUCCCGAACCAAAGCCAUCGCUGACCAGCUGACCCUGAUGGCCAAUGGAACACCUCUUUCGGGAGGAGGCACUUUGCGGACAUGCGUUCUCCGGCCCCCGGGUAUCUACGGCCCCGAAGAGCAGAGGCACCUGCCCCGUGUGGCGAGCCACAUCAAGAAAAGGCUGUUCAUGUUCCGAUUUGGGGACCGCAGAGCACAGAUGAACUGGGUCCAUGUGUGCAACCUGGUACAGGCACACGUGCUGGCAGCCGAGGGCCUGACUGCUGCUAAGGGCUUUGUGGCGAGUGGACAGGCCUACUACAUCAACGAUGGGGACAGCGUCAACCUCUUCGAGUGGAUGGCCCCGCUGUUUGAGAAGCUGGGGUACAGCCCGCCCUGGAUCCAGGUGCCCACUUCUUUGGUUUACAUGACAGCCACGCUGAUGGAGUAUCUGCACCUGGCCCUCAGGCCCCUCUGCAGCAUCCCACCGCUGCUCACCCGCAGUGAGGUGCGCAGCGUGGCCGUGACGCACACCUUCCAGAUCGCCAAGGCCCGCGCUCAACUCGGCUACGCACCGGACAAGUUCACCUUCGCCGAAGCCGUGGAGCGCUACGUGCAGGCCACGUCCAGCCGGCCCCGCGGCUCCACGGCGCGGACGCUCCUGCGGCUGCUGCUCGGACUGUUCCUGCUCCUGGUCCUGCUGGGCCUGGCCCUGCACCUCCUGAAACUGCAGCCCCUGGGGGCCGCCCGGGAGCGCCGCUGA
Messenger RNA from Elephantulus edwardii (Cape elephant shrew), 1389 nucleotides. RefSeq names its product short chain dehydrogenase/reductase family 42E, member 2 (gene SDR42E2). Lineage: Eukaryota; Metazoa; Chordata; Mammalia; Macroscelidea; Macroscelididae. Gene Ontology annotation, molecular function: 3-beta-hydroxy-Delta5-steroid dehydrogenase (NAD+) activity. Gene Ontology annotation, biological process: steroid biosynthetic process. The transcript has 13 exons. The record is from RefSeq and is a predicted model, not a curated record. The coding region runs from base 1 to 1389 and encodes 462 amino acids.